This is a messenger RNA of Octodon degus (degu), 2855 nucleotides long. It is a transcript of the gene Dclk1, whose product is annotated as doublecortin like kinase 1. The coding region runs from base 337 to 1605 and encodes 422 amino acids. The transcript has 14 exons. The record is from RefSeq and is a predicted model, not a curated record. Gene Ontology annotation, molecular function: microtubule binding; protein kinase activity; ATP binding. Gene Ontology annotation, biological process: photoreceptor cell development; protein phosphorylation; intracellular signal transduction. NCBI's taxonomy places the organism in Eukaryota, Metazoa, Chordata, Mammalia, Rodentia, Octodontidae. Gene Ontology annotation, cellular component: axoneme; neuron projection.
ACUUCGUUAUGAUUCAAUGAAAAGGACUGGGAAGGCUGGGGCUUCCGGAGUGAAUGUGUGUCGGGUGGCGGGUGCAGUGGCUCCGCGUUGGCAUGAGGCUUAAUUGACACCUUUGAUGUAGCCUAAGACAGAACCCGCACCUCCCACUGCCGCUUGGAAGACGUCAGCCUUACGCAGAAAAGGCAUCUGCUGAUGAAUCCUGCAUCUCAUUCAGCCUGCUCUGGAGCAGCCUUAGCCAGCCUUAACUAAUCCAACUGCUUCCGCUGGUGCUCGGCUUAGUGCUGAGAAGAGAUUUGGCUUCUUGCUAUUGUCAGGUCCCCCACUAAGGCUGUGUCCAUGUUAGAACUCAUAGAAGUUAAUGGAACCCCUGGUAGUCAGCUCUCCACUCCUCGCUCGGGCAAGUCGCCAAGCCCAUCACCAACCAGCCCAGGAAGCCUACGGAAGCAGAGGAGCUCUCAGCAUGGUGGCUCCUCUACUUCACUGGCAUCCACCAAAGUCUGCAGCUCGAUGGAUGAGAAUGAUGGACCCGGGGAAGAAGUGUCAGAGGAAGGCUUCCAGAUUCCAGCCACGAUAACAGAACGAUAUAAAGUCGGAAGGACAAUAGGAGAUGGAAACUUCGCUGUUGUCAAGGAAUGUGUAGAAAGGUCAACUGCUAGGGAGUAUGCUUUGAAAAUUAUCAAGAAAAGCAAAUGUCGAGGCAAAGAGCACAUGAUCCAGAAUGAAGUGUCUAUUUUAAGAAGAGUGAAGCACCCCAAUAUUGUUCUUCUGAUUGAGGAGAUGGAUGUACCUACUGAGCUGUAUCUUGUCAUGGAAUUAGUAAAGGGUGGAGACCUCUUUGAUGCCAUUACUUCCACUAACAAAUACACCGAGCGAGAUGCCAGUGGGAUGCUGUACAACCUGGCCAGUGCCAUCAAAUACCUGCAUAGCCUGAACAUCGUCCACCGCGACAUCAAGCCGGAGAACCUCCUGGUUUAUGAGCACCAAGAUGGCAGCAAAUCACUGAAGCUGGGUGACUUCGGCCUGGCCACCAUUGUGGAUGGGCCCCUGUACACAGUCUGUGGCACCCCAACAUACGUGGCUCCAGAAAUCAUUGCAGAGACUGGAUAUGGCCUCAAGGUGGACAUCUGGGCAGCUGGUGUGAUCACUUACAUCCUGCUGUGUGGCUUCCCUCCAUUCCGUGGAAGUGGUGAUGACCAGGAGGUGCUCUUUGAUCAGAUCUUAAUGGGGCAAGUGGACUUUCCUUCUCCAUACUGGGACAAUGUUUCUGAUUCUGCCAAGGAGCUCAUUACCAUGAUGCUGUUGGUCAAUGUGGAUCAGCGAUUUUCGGCUGUGCAGGUCCUUGAGCAUCCCUGGGUUAAUGAUGAUGGCCUCCCAGAAAAUGAACAUCAGCUGUCAGUAGCUGGAAAGAUAAAGAAGCAUUUCAACACCGGCCCCAAGCCGAACAGCACCGCCGCUGGAGUCUCUGUCAUAGCACUGGACCACGGGUUUACCAUCAAGAGAUCAGGGUCUUUGGACUACUACCAGCAACCAGGAAUGUAUUGGAUAAGACCACCGCUCUUGAUAAGGAGAGGCAGGUUUUCCGACGAAGAUGCAACCAGGAUGUGAGGCGCCGGUACAAGGCACCGCCAGCUCCACCAGAACUCAACUCGGAAUCCGAAGACUACUCCCCGAGCUCCUCCGAGACUGUUCGCUCCCCCAACUCGCCCUUUUAAUGAGACCCUUUUACUCAAAGUCCUAGCUUAACCCUUUGAGACACUAGAUUUUUUUCCCCAAAAUUUCCGUAAAACAGUUUCAUCUGAUCUAUCUAGCAUUUGAUGCUCUUGAAUGGCAGAACAUAGAGCGUGUUUGGGGGGUACUUUCGUAGUCAUUUCCCUUUACUGGGUGAGAUGGCACAUGCAGGUUGUGAAGAUGGUAAUUGGCCACUAAUAAGGUCCUCAAAGGGUUAAGGCUAAUUUCCAAUUUUUUAAAACAUAGAAGCAAUGAAUGUUUUCAUCAGUGAAGCUAAGAUCUGCAGUAUGUAAUAUAGCACAUGUUAACCCUCUGAGUGCAGAGAACUUACUUGAGAAUCUUUGCUGCGAAUUUUUCAGGCUUUUGGGUAUAGACACACAUGUUUUUUGAUCUUGCUGCAGAUCAAGGAGUGCUAUUAAGAUGCUGGAAUGUCCAGACAAGAAAAGCAUUUAGAAGGAUAACUUGAUUGUUCUUCUCUGUGGGUUUAGAACAUGGCAGGUUUAUAACUUCAGCAUACAUACCCCUCUCUCCUUCACAAGUCUAUUAAAAAGGGAACGUUUUUUCUUUAGUGUAACCACCUGCUGCAGUGAGUUGUGCAUUCAGAUUGGGCUUGUGACGAACAGCCUGACCCAGGAAAUUGAUAAUACGCCCUCCCCUGAAGUUGUCGCCCAGGAAGAUGUAGUGAUACUGCCCCAGAAAUGCUGCUUUCACAUCAGCUGCUGCUAGUGCCAAUGCAGACCCUCAGGGAAUCACCCAAGCUUGUCUUGUGCUUGGUGCGUGAAGGUCUGUGUACUCCGUAUCAGACAUCUACAGGAAAGAAGCAACCAGUGGAAAAGAGCAAUAACUUGCCAGGUGCUCUAUAGGGCUGGAAUUUCAAAUGAAAGAGGAGAUAAGAUCUUGGGCUUUAUGUUUUUCUUAUCUGCUUUUUCAUGAUACUGUGGUCAUUGGUGUGAAACUCACAUAUGUUGUGAAAUCAAAAUACUGAAGAGCUGGGAGAGAGGCAAGUACUUUGCGAAGUGGCUGAAGAGAUAGCACAGUGGAACACCAGCCAAAAUGGUUUUAAGGAAAAUAAACUGAUUACUUUCUUUGUGUGUAUGGAACUGAGAGUUGAACCCAGUGUCUUUGGA